Molecule: messenger RNA, 1338 nt
Organism: Trypanosoma theileri
Lineage: Eukaryota; Euglenozoa; Kinetoplastea; Trypanosomatida; Trypanosomatidae
Exons: 1
Coding region: 1-1338 (445 amino acids)
Source: RefSeq, a predicted model, not a curated record
AUGGGAGGUGGAUUCUUCUUGGGAAAACUAUUGGCUCGUCUUGUGCACGGCAAACAACACGACGCUGGAGGAGUCGGGCGUGAUGUGGCGGUGUUUGACGCGGCGUUAACACAUACUGUGCGGUGGUAUGUUGUUAUUGGCUCCGUUGCUGUUGCCAUAACGCCUUUAUUAUACUCCACAGGACGUUUGCUGGCGACGAAGCGGAAAGCAGAAAUUGUGCAUAUAGCUUCUGCCAUUUCACACUCUGUAGGUGAUAUGAAUACUAGUGUAGCUAAGUCGUCAUCAUCAUCAUCAUCAUCAUCAUCAUCAUCAUCAUCGUUACUAUCGCUUCGUUCAUUGUUUAUCUCAACUGCUAGGGUUACGCUUAGGGCACGACGGAUUCUUAGUGCACAACAUGCCACAGAUGCCGAGUUUGCUGAUGUGUUUACUAGUGAAAUUAUAGGAUUAUACUCGGAUGUGGUGCUCCAGAGUCUAUUGCGUUGUUUUUUCUGUGAUUGUAUCAGCCAUGUUAGUAUUUUCACACUAUGUGCUGCGCUAAAUCGCUUCGAUGGUUUCAUGGUUGGUCGUAAUGCAUACCAUGCUGAUGUUGUCCAUUCUGCUGGAGUGUACCAACGAUUUUUGUCACUCCUGCGGCGGAUGUGGUUUCAGCUGCGACACGAUGGACUGAUGAGCCAUACUAUGGAGGACGUGUCAACACCUUACACAUUCUUUAUAUUCAGUCAAUCCAGUUGUCGUAUGAUUGAACGUUGGUUCCCGUGGCUUGGUACCAUCCACUUUACGGCUCUUAGCUGUAUGGACCCGUGUACGUACAUAGAUCCUCACUGGCGCAAUGCAAACAAGGCAGAUAGCGUCUGGCGUGUUAUGACACCAAAAGGAUUUGCCGUGAUGUGGUGCUGUCGUACACUUCCGCGUCUGCGACUACAGACACUUUACUCUGCUGCUGUACAUAACGACACAGUCGUUUACACCGCCCCCGCAGGAGGACGCACAACACAUGUGGAGAAGCCAAACGGGGAUAUGGGAGUAGUGUCUAGUAGUAAUGAGGUAGUUAAGGGUGAUGGUGGUUGGCUUCAUGUAGGGGUGAUGCUUGGUAUUGUGCGAGACUUUGUUAUCCGCACAAGCAAAACAUCUGUUAUAGUGUUUAUUGUCACCUCACUCGCCACAAAAUCGAAUUUCUCCUGGCUGCCUUUUGAGUGCAAUGGAGGUCCACAGUACGUGGCGCUUUGUUACGCAGAGAUCGUCUCGGUACUUUGGAGCACAUCACUUUUUGUGUUGCCUCAUGCGGUGGAACACUCUGUACAUCGUGAUCGCACCCGUCAUAUGUCGCACUCUACAUAA